This is a messenger RNA of Austrofundulus limnaeus, 1990 nucleotides long. RefSeq names its product alanine--glyoxylate aminotransferase 2 (gene agxt2). The record is from RefSeq and is a predicted model, not a curated record. Lineage: Eukaryota; Metazoa; Chordata; Actinopteri; Cyprinodontiformes; Rivulidae. Gene Ontology annotation, biological process: glyoxylate catabolic process. The transcript has 14 exons. Gene Ontology annotation, cellular component: mitochondrion. Gene Ontology annotation, molecular function: pyridoxal phosphate binding; L-alanine:glyoxylate transaminase activity. The coding region runs from base 16 to 1569 and encodes 517 amino acids.
UGCGUGCUCAACAUCAUGUAUAAACUUGUAUCCUGCUUUAGCGGUCGCUGUGGGGCUUUGUCGGGACAGUCCUGCUUUCAGACUAGUUUGGCCAAAAUCCAUUUGGCAAGCAGCGGUGCAUUAUGUCAGAAACCAGUUAUGAGUCACGCUCUUACAAGCAUACCAGAGAUGCCAGCUUGUAAUUUCAGUCCAGAGAAAUAUAAGGGUAUGUCAAAAGCACAGAUGCUGGAGAUCCGCAAACAGAAAUGCAACCCUAUGACCAUGAAGGUUACUUACUAUAAGAAGCCAGUGUUCAUUCAUCAGGGACACAUGCAGUGGCUGUGGGACGUGGAUGGGAAGCGAUAUCUGGAUUUGUUUGCUGGUGUGGCUACUGUCAGUGUGGGCCAUUGCCACCCGAAAGUAAGGACCGCCGCAGAACAGCAACUAAAGAAACUCUGGCAUACCACUAGCAUUUACGCCUACCCUGCCCUCCAUGAGUACUGUGAAAAGCUAGCUUCCUAUUUACCAGAUCCUCUUAAGGUGAUCUAUCUGACUAACAGCGGCUCUGAAGCCAAUGACCUUGCAAUGUUGAUGGCUCGCCUCUACACUGGCAAUUAUGAUAUUAUCACACUCAGAGGAUCAUAUCAUGGUGGAAGUCCGCAGGCCAUGGGUCUUACUUCCAACGCAGCUUAUAAAUACCCCAUUGCCAACGGUUUAGGUUGUACAAAUACCAUGUGUCCUGAUGUGUUCAGAGGUCCGUGGGGAGGAAGCCACUGCAGAGACUCUCCAGUACAGACGACCAGAGAGUGUAGCUGUGUGCAAGGUAAUUGCAUGGCAAAUGAACAAUACAUCAAACAACUCAAAGAGACUUUAGCUACAAGUGCCCCAGAGAGAAUCGCUGCUUUCUUUGGAGAACCAAUUCAGGGAGUCGGAGGAGCUGUUCAGUAUCCUAAAAACUACCUCAAGGAGGCAUACCAGCUCGUAAGAGAGAGAGGAGGGAUCUGCAUCGCUGAUGAGGUCCAAACGGGAUUUGGACGAACUGGAAGCCACUUCUGGGGUUUCGAAGGGCAUGAUGUCAUUCCUGAUAUGGUUACAAUGGCAAAGGGCAUCGGUAAUGGAUUCCCCAUGGGAGCUGUUGUCACAACACCUGAAAUUGCAGCCUCGUUUGCCAAGGGGGUUCAUUUCAACACCUUUGGAGGAAAUCCUGUGGCUUGUGCUGUUGCUUCUUCAGUGCUCGAUACUAUGAUAGAAGAUGGCACACAGAAGAAUAGCCAUGAUGUGGGCACCUAUCUAAUGAUGGAACUGGCAAAACUUAGAGACAAGUAUGAGGUCAUCGGUGACGUUCGUGGAAAAGGCCUUAUGAUCGGCGUGGAAAUGGUCAAAGACAAGGCCAGCAGAGAUCCACUGCCUCCUGAGGGCAUGAAUGAUAUCUUUGAGGACGUUAAAGAUAUGGGAGUCCUGAUUGGCAAAGGAGGAAUUUAUGGACAGACCUUUCGCAUCAAACCCCCCAUGUGCAUCACAAAGGAAGAUGCAGAUUUCUUCUUGGCUGUUUUCAGCAAGUCUGUCCACAACUACAUGGAAAGAAGAUGAAACCUCAAAGGUCAGCAAAGUCGAGGACCAAACCUGAGCAUCUGCACAGUGGAUUACAUUUUUUAUACAUCUUUUAAAAUUUGAAUAUGUCAGUCAGUAUUAGUUAGAGAAACCAGUAUCUUUGUAAAUUCAUUUGCUGCUAUUGUAAAAGUAGGUUUUAACAAACAAUUUAUUAAUCACAAAUUGCAGUUGUUUUCUGAUCAUUAGCAGUAUAUUUGCAAAAUUGUAGUAAAUUUACUUUACUAAUGAUUCAAGCAAUUUCUCCAGUGUGCCUUUUGACAGUCUUGGAAAUCUUGUAAAGAUUUGUUUUCAUAUUAAUAACAAAUCUUUAUUUUUUAUUUUUUUUUUUCAAAUUUGGUUUAUUGUUAGGCUAACAGUCAGCCAUGUGUUGAAUAAAUGCAUUUGUUCCUGUGUCUAAUUA